UGUCAAAUCGUAGGUGCUUUUUACAAGUUUAACUGGAGUAAUGAAAAUUUUCAAUUCUUUAUAAACUUUAUGAAAGUGAUAAUGCUAAUUGUCAAUGAAAUAAAUAAAUGUUAAACGUUGACCAUGUUUCAUUCGUUGUUUGCAGUUGUUUAUUUCAUUUUCGCGGUAUUGGAAGUAACUUCUGAAAACCAAUCAUGCCUAAACAAAAAUGAAAAUUGCCACAAACAGCACCUGGAGAAAUUCAACAAAUACUCAGAAGGGGCAAAUUCGAAGCAUUUCCAUUAUUUAAAGUUGCUGGAAGAAGCGAAGGGAGAAUACAUCCCUUGCAAUGAAUCUAAAUGCUCAUGCCAUACAAAUGUUAUUGCAGAUGAUUUGAAAGUUUUCAAAAGUGGAAUAUCCAAAGAGGAUCUUGAAAGAGUCAAAACAAAGGGUACCAAAUAUCAAAUAAUAGGAAAUCGUCUCUUCCGUGAAAAAAACUGCAUGUUUCCCGCUCGUUGUGCAGGAAUUGAAUAUUUUUUACUGAAACUAUUACCCAAGUUACCAGAUGUUGAGUUCAUUGUGAACACCAGAGAUUGGCCUCAAAUUCACAAAAAUUAUGGUAUAUUUGGACCUGUUUUUUCCUUCAGUAAAACAUCUGACUACUACGAUAUUAUGUAUCCAGCUUGGUCAUUUUGGGAAGGAGGUCCAGCUAUUAGCUUGUAUCCGAGAGGAAUAGGUAGAUGGGAUAAUCAUAGGAAGAAACUAGGAACAAUUGGUAAUUCUUCAUCUUGGUUCGAAAAGAUACCAAAGGCAUUUUUCAGAGGAUCACGAACAAGUGCUGAAAGAGAUCCUCUUGUACUUUUGUCUCGAGAAAAUUCAUCGAUUGUUGAUGCCAAAUAUACAAAAAAUCAAGCGUGGAAGUCAGAUGCAGUGUAACUGAUGUUAGGUUCUUCUUGUGGUGUUUUUAUAUGGUUUCGCUUGCGUAAUUUUGAGGAUCAUUGCAAAUACAAGUACCUUUUCAACUUCCGUGGCGUUGCUGCUAGCUUCCGAUUCAAACACAUCCUCCUGUGUAAAUCCCUAGUGUUCCACGUAGGAAAUGAAUGGCAGGAGUUUUUCUACCCCGCUCUGAAACCUUGGGUUCAUUACAUUCCCGUAGAAGCUAAUUCUAGUAAAGAGAAAAUCCGAGAACUCAUUGAAUUCGCAAUGUACCACGAUGAGGUAGCGAAAGAAAUUGCCGAGAACGGGUACAGUAUGAUUUGGAAUAAUUUGAAACUGUCGCAUGUCAGUUGCUAUUGGAAGCAGCUGAUUAAAAGCUAUGCUAAAUUAUUGAAAUUUGUACCGGUUCUAGACAAAAGUCUGGUUGAGAUUAAAGAAAAAUGAAUUGGGUUUGACAGUAUUUCAAAGAGGACUACUAUUUAGCCAAAAGCAUUUAUUGGGCUGAAAUGUAUUGGAUUGAGCAUGUCUACAAGGGUGACCUUCUGAGUAUCAGUUCGCAUCAAUUUUCAAAAUACAUUAUUCCAGAAGGCUUUGGCAGCAAUUGUUUUCCUGGCUUGAUAUCAUGGUGAAUUAUGUGAUGUUGUAGGUUGAUUUCCUAGUUUUAUCUAAAAGAAUGGUAGUGAUUAGUCCAGUAAAUGCUUUGUGAGAACACAACUUUUGUUGGUAUUAUCGACGUUUUAUCACCUGUAACAAUGUUGUAUAUGAAUUUUGAAGCUUUCAAGAUGAAUGUUUUGAGUAUUUCAUACCAUUUCAUACAAGCUUUUUUUAAGUAUUGGUCAAAUUAUGUGAAAUCUGUCUGAAUCAAACAAUAAAGAAACUAAUACAGUU
Molecule: messenger RNA, 1803 nt
Organism: Leptinotarsa decemlineata (Colorado potato beetle)
Lineage: Eukaryota; Metazoa; Arthropoda; Insecta; Coleoptera; Chrysomelidae
Product: O-glucosyltransferase rumi homolog
Biological process (GO): protein O-linked glycosylation; positive regulation of Notch signaling pathway
Cellular component (GO): endomembrane system
Molecular function (GO): UDP-xylosyltransferase activity; UDP-glucosyltransferase activity
Source: RefSeq, a predicted model, not a curated record